Molecule: messenger RNA, 4647 nt
Organism: Ceutorhynchus assimilis (cabbage seed weevil)
Lineage: Eukaryota; Metazoa; Arthropoda; Insecta; Coleoptera; Curculionidae
Source: the annotation of a GenBank genome assembly
GGAAAUCGUUCUAAAUUUUUUGACAGUUGUGUUUGUGUUUUGUGUGCUCUGACAACAAGGAGUGAUGUCAAAAUAUUGAGUUUUUCCUUUUAAAAAUAAAAUGCCCAUAUUUUUAAGUGUUUUCCUAUAAGAUUAGUGUUGUGUUAUUGUGUUCCAAUUAUUUAACGUUAAAAAAACAAUUUCCUGAACAAUUUAAGUGUUUUGUGAAGUGCUGGAGUAAGAAACUGGGACACAUUUUGGAGAUUAUGGAUUUGAUGGCCAAUUUCUAGUUUGCUUGAAAACAUAGGUAUUUAGAAAAAGAGUUCCAGAUUCGAAAAUCAUGCAGCGUGGUCUGCAUCGGAUAGGAGGCUCGGCCAAUAAUUCCUCGUCAGAUCUACCGGGGUCCCUUUUGCGACCCCAUAAUCGUCCCUACGACGGUAAAAUAGCCGGACUCUACGAUUUGGAAGAAACGUUGGGCCGCGGUCAUUUUGCUGUCGUUAAACUUGCCAGGCACGUUUUUACCGGCGAAAAGGUAGCCGUUAAAGUUAUUGACAAAAGUAAGCUGGAUGAGGUGUCCAAAGCACACUUGUUUCAAGAGGUGAGGUGUAUGAAACUGGUGCAACAUCCUAAUGUGGUUAGAUUGUACGAGGUCAUCGAUACGGCUACUAAGUUGUAUUUGAUUUUGGAACUGGGUGAUGGAGGUGAUCUUUACGAGUACAUUCUCAGGCAUGAUCUAGGUUUGCCUGAGGAAAAAGCCAAAGAUUAUUUUAGACAAAUUGUACGAGCAAUAUCCUACUGUCACCAGUUGCACGUGGUGCACCGCGACUUGAAGCCCGAAAAUGUGGUUUUCUUCAAAAAAUUAGGCAUAGUGAAGCUGACCGAUUUCGGUUUUAGUAAUAAAUUCCUUCCCGGUCAAAAAUUGGAAACCUCUUGCGGCAGUUUAGCUUAUUCCGCUCCAGAAAUCUUAUUGGGCGAUUCCUACGACGCACCAGCAGUUGAUGUUUGGUCAUUGGGUGUCAUUCUUUACAUGUUAGUUUGUGGACAGGCCCCGUUUCAAGAAGCCAACGAUUCUGAAACUCUUACAAUGAUUAUGGAUUGCAAAUAUAACGUGCCUCCUCAUGUUUCUCAAGAAUGCAGAGAUUUAAUAUCAAGAAUGUUGGUUAGAAAUCCAGAAAAACGAGCCACUCUAAAAGAAAUCGCUACUCAUUUUUGGCUAGCCAAUGGUAACGAAGAAAAUACAGCAACUGAAGCUUUGACGUUGCCCUUGGUAUCUAGAGAGCACCUGUGCGAAGAAGACCACAAUUUCAUAGUGCAAAAAAUCGUAAACGGCAACAUAGCGACCAAAGAAGAAAUACAAGAAUGCUUGGACAAGAACGAGUACAAUCACAUAACGGCCACUUACUAUUUGUUGGCCGAAAGAAAGUUGAGAUCCAAAAGGUUGGAUUUGGUCAAUAGGACUAGGAGACCUGAGAAUUUGGCUGUAAACAAAAAUUCAGGACCUCCUAAGAGGGAGAACGGAGCUGGAGCUCCUAAUCAGACUACUUUAUUGAACGUGCCAAGAACUCCUGGAGAUUUACCUCAGAGAGCUCGCAAAUGUAGUAUAGUUCAAGAAGACGAAGAAGAAGAAGACAUGCCCUCGUGUUCAGGAAGAGAAGAAUUAGGUCCGCCCCUUAACAGACGCGGUUCCAGAUCAGAAGGCAGACUGAAUUUAGCGUUGCAAGAACGUUUGGCCGACAGCGAACGCCGCAAACCGGACAAAAUUCCGGACAAACCGCCCACGCCCAAGCCUUCCGUCAGACGCGACUGGCAGGCCAUUAAAAGUUCCAGCGUUUGUGAACCGGUGACCGAAGCUGACGUCGUUACCACCACCAUUAUUACUGAUUCGUCUACAAUUACUAUUCCUAUUAUUACUACUAGUGCGCCAGUGGAUUGUUCUGGGUUGCCUAAGUAUAAAACGAUGCCGUCACCUACUAGAAGCAGUAUUGGUACAAACCUAAACGAAAUCUUUGAAGAAGGCCACGAUGCAUUGCAAGAUCCGACUAAACCUCAUUCCGGUACAAGGUUUGUUAAACGAACGCCCUACGAGCAGCGCAAAAGCAAAUUUCACAAAUCUCGGACAGCUUCGUGCAGUUCGUCUGACGCCAGCGACGACGACAGCGAAAAAAGAAAAAAAAGAGCGCACAAAUUGAAUCCUGCUGCACCUACCAAGCCCUUCCAAGGACGGAGAGAUAGUUAUGACGAUAGUAGCGAUUCACAGGAACCAGGUACUGCUGGGACUGGUACUGGACGCGACCAACCCCUAGGUGGCGCUACUACGACAAUUUCAACAAAUUCAGGCAACACCAACAACAGCCAGCAAAGUGACAAAGGCAGCGGCACAAACAACGACGGAGGCAGGAAAAAUACUUCAACCGGCACAGCGAUGUUGGGGCGACGUCACAAAGCCAGCAGAAGACGUAACGGCGAAACUAGACUGAGAGAAAGUCAAUCGUUGAAUCGCAUCACCGAAGUGCAAGAGGAUAAUACUCACGCUUUGGUCAUAUCGACUACAGUAGUUGGCACUCACGGGCCUUUGACUCCUAAAGUUAAAGGCCUAGGAGCCAGGAUUUUACAAGGCUUGUCGAUGUCGACCAAAAAAUCUAGCCAAGAGGACAAGAGCUGUCAUCACAUAUCGAGAAAGGACACUGUCAAAACGCCAGAUGCUGAAGCGAAAAUAGUGCAAACAGAUAAGAAGAAAUUGAGGAUUCUUGGGAAAUAUUUUCAAGUCCACAAAAAGUUGUGCAUUCCGCUUCCAGUCAUUUUCAACAAAAACAACAGGCUGUACAAGGCGCAGUCUUGUGGAUCUCUGGUCCGCGACAAAAUCACCAAAAACGAACCAGUUUUGAGAUGUAGACAGCGAGCAGUGAGCGUGUUUCCUAACAGUCUCGGCCCGAACGAAAUUAACCAAAACAAAAACGAGGUUCGAAGAAAAUCGGCUACAGUAGUGCAACUAAAUAAUGUCUGCAAUGAAUUGACUGGUAUCUGCGCUAUUCAUUUGGGCCAAACUUCAAAGUGCAGCUUUUGUUGAUCCUUCACUUACAAUUGAAGCGUAAGACUGGUAUUAAUUUAUUUGUUUUGGUUGUAUAGUCUUAAUUUAAGCACCAAAGAAAUAUGAUGACAUUGCAGGUUUUGUGCUCAACAACAUUAUUAUUGUCAGUUGCAAUUUUUUCUAAUUCUGAUGUUAGACAAUUUAAAGUUUUAAAUGGUAAAUAUUAGGAAAUCGCCCUUGUAUGUUAGAAAGAAAAUCGAAAAGAUAACAAAAAAAAAAAAACAAAGUAAAUGUUACAUUGUUAUAUAUAAAUGUUGUUAACGUCCCCCUCUUUCCCUUGUUUCGAUUUUGACUGUUGUAGACAUAGACCUAAUACUAUUUAGUGAAAUUCAAUAGAUGAUUUAAGAUUUAAAUAAUGGUGUCAAAAGAAAAAUCUUACAAUUUAGUAUAAUGUAAAUUUUUAGUUUUUCAUAAUGGUUGCUUUAUGUUGUUUGAAACAAUAGGUAUAAAAUCUUACAUUUUACACAACCAACCAUGGAGUAUUAAAUUUCACCCUCAAAUAAUAAUUAUUAUUGUAUAUUCUUAGAUUAUUUGUAACUUGAAAGACUGAUUUCUACUUUUCUGCUAGCCAAAGGUUCUCUUUGUGUAUCUGCGUUUAUUCUCUUUAUAUUGUAGCUAUUUUUAUCAAGAACGCAAAUAAUCUAAAAUUGUUUUUUCUAUGUAAAUAGCUUCAAAACCAAACAAUGUGCAAUAGCUAUAUACUUAAUAUAAAUCUUUAUACUGAUUAUGAGUGGACCAUCCAAACAUGAUCUACAUCAAGAGUAAUUUCAUAAACCUAUAGCAGAAAUAGCUAUUGAAUCUUGGUAAUGUCAUACUCUAAAAAAUAUAAAAUCUUGAAAUUACCUCAAUAAUGACUUUUCUACAUUGGAUUGGUCCACUGGAUUUUGCUUCAAAAGCCAAAUUUCUACAUAUUGAUAUAUCUUCGAACACAUUUAUUGUAAUUAUAAAUAAUUAUCUUAGAAAUUAUAUUUAAUAGAGUUGUAUAUCUUUUUAGGAACCAAAUGAUUUUAUUACUUUAUAGAUAGAAGCUAUUAAUUAUUAUAUCAAUUUGUUGAAAAAAUAAAAAGAUGAUAGCCUUUUUUUGCGUAUGUGCUGUGCACAAUCAAAAUUGUCUUUUUGUUAGUUGCCUAUCGGGUUUUGUGUGUAUUUGUUAGUUGUAUAAGGGGUGUUUAAUUUUGACACCCUGUAUUUUUUCUAGGCACUUCACUCUUUUUAUUGUAAUAUUUAUUAAUUAUUUCUAACAUUUUAUUUGUUUAGUUAUUACAAAAUUUUGAGGGAGUCCUUAUAGAGCGGGCGGAAAUGACUUUUUUGCCUAUACGUCAUCAAGUUAUUGGGUUUCUUUGCAAAUUGUAGUUUGAGUUGAGACUCGAGAGAAGGCAAAGUCAUUUCAACCCAAAAUAGAGUAGUAAAUUUUAUGAAAUUUCAAAAAGUUUUCUUUUAGAAAACUUUUUGGUUUUUCAAAUCUGUGUCCUGUAGAUGCUAUCAUUUAUGUCAAGCGGGUCUUGAGUCAAUGAUAGAGGUGUCAAUCUAUGCAAACUCCCAAUAUCUAAAAUACAUAUUUACUUAUUAUAAAUUGGAUU